AUGUUCAAGCUCCUCAAAGACCUGACGCGCGCACCCGAGCCUCUCAACCCAGUCAAUGCUGGAGGUGAAGGUGGUAGCGACAGUGUGCCCUAUGCUACGCGCUCGCGGUCGUCGUCGACUGCUGCGCCGCCAGGUCCAGCUCAACGGCAAGCGACACCUAGCCCGCUUCCCCCGUCCGAGAACGCCAGCACCCAGCUGUCCACGGGCGUGUCAAGCCUCACACUCGAGGACGAGCAGGACAAGGUCAAUGUCGAAGAGACAGACAGGGACGCCAUCCAGGUCGUUGGCCUCGUGCACGCCCUCCAGGAUGUGUCGGGGACCAUGUACUACGUCGAGACCUUCUCCGAGCUCCUUUCCAUUCCGGGGACGUUUGCAGCCCGCAGGGCGUUCGGCAGACACGACGGGUUUCAGCGUCUCGUUGACGCCCUCGACGUGCUUGCCUGGCGACCACGCCCAGACGACUUUGACGCCGACCACUGGCAAGUGGAGGAGGUGCAGCGCGCUGAGGGACAGCGGCUCUGUUUCGAGGUCUUGGCCUGGGCCAUGGGAGACCGGGAGGGCGAAAAGGCAUUCAACGACUCGUUUGGGUACGCCUCGCUCCUACCCGCCGUGAGGAAACUGUCACAGAGGCCAGAAGGCCUAUCUGCCUUGGAUCCGGACCCGCGCGUCCUCGGUCUUCUCCUCACCCACCUCUUGGGCAACAACUAUGUCCUUUUGUCGCUUUUCAACUCGGACAUUGACUCGCUGCUCCCCGACAACGCGCUGGAAAGCAAGCUCGGCGACGUCACCUUGCGCUGGGCGGCCGCACUGCCCCUUGUCUGGGCAUACGUGUGGGGCCUCGACAGCGCCGACACGGACAAGGGUCUUCCCGAUGCACUUGCCGCUGGUGACUUUGAGGGCGGCGCUAGCGACCUCCAGACCAAGUUGAUCACCCUCACGUUCCGCAUCUUGAGCCUCGCAGCACGCCAACUGACCGACCUGCUCCUCACCCACUCCCAUCUCCCCCACCUUCCCGACUUCCUCCUGACCCGCCUGUAUGGCUGGCAAGAGGAGCGGCCCGUCGAGGUCACCUUUCCCCCGCGCGAGGAAUGGUACCAGAACGCCGACAGCGAAGAUGUCCCGCCACGUCCCGAGUGGAUCGCACCCACUGAAGCGAUGCGGUCGCUGUACCUGGCGCUUCUUCAGCGCCUGCUCGAUGCCGGCGUGACCACAGACCAGACAUGGCGCCUAUUCUCGCUCGUUCGCAAGCUUCCACCGUCGCCAGAACCAGCGAGCACCGAGGUGGAAACACCGGCAUCGUCCGCGCCGGAUACCCCCUCAAGACGCACAAAGCCUACUCUGAAAGUGACUCUGCCCGGACCCGAGCAGGAAGGCGAGACCCUCGACAACGAGGUCAUGGACCUCAUCAAGGGUGCGAUGAAGAGCCGUGCUCCCGACGCGUUUGUCUUCCGCGGUGGACAAGGAAGCGCAGCUGGCGGUCUGGAGAUUCACGACUUGGGGCGAACCUGGCCCAACUCGACCAAGGGCUUCAUCUUCACUUGCUGGCUGUACAUCUCCAAGCUCAACAAUUCCGUCACCCUCCUGCACCUGUCGCAGGCGGGAGAUCCGCACCCACUGCUCCACGUCCGCGUGCUGGAAAACUCCCAGAUUUGCAUCUCGUCCCAUACCGACGGCCAAGCGGGCGAGCCAGAGGAUAUCAUCUGUGGUGCACCCGACGCGCUCAUCCCGCACAACCAAUGGAUCCACUUUGGUGUCGGGUGCCGUAAAGGACGCAGCACGGCGGGCGGGGGUGGCGAGGCGCGUAUCUUCAUCAACGGGCAACGAGUCGGCGUCGUGCGCGUACCGUACCCCACGCCCAAGGUCCAGGCCGCUGCGGCACCGCACCUGCACAAACAGCACCAUGGGAGCGGCAUCCGCGCCAGUGUCGGCCGUGUCUGGCACGAUGGCCAGUCGUCGGGAGGCGACGAGACUAGUAGUGGUCUAGGACGCGCGGAUACCGAGUGGAUGCUAGGCAGGUCACUCCUUCUCGAAGAGGUUGUGUCGGAGGAGCUCGUGAUGCUCAUGUACCACCUGGGACCACGGUACUAUGGCAACUUCCAAGACGCCCUGAACAAGUUUCUCACAUACGACGGCGCCACCUCCAUCCAUCUCUACCUGCACGGUAUGUCGCAAGCGGCCCAGCAAAAGGCCCUCGCACUGCUGCCCGCCAACUCCGCUCUCGUGCGUGCGAUCCGCGUCGGCCCCGCCAUCCCAGAGGAGAACAUCAUGCUCUCACUGUGCGCCAAGGACGUCUUGGAUCGCGACCACAUUCUCAACGCCGCGGUACCGCACGCCUCGCGCGCCAAGGAUUUCCGAUACGGCCGCGCCAAGCUGGUCGGCACCGUCUUCCCCUUUGUGACCAGCGACCUUGACGUCGCCGUCUCGACCGUUGGCGGCGGCGUGGCGGUCCUCAAGCUGGUCGAUUUGGCAACGAAUACCGACGAGCUCACGAGUGCACUCACGAUUCUGCACGAUAUGAUCCAGGAGAGCUGGAGCGCAAGUGAAGAAAUGGAGAGAAUCCACGGGUUUGAGCUCCUUGCUGCCAUCCUCCGCCCCAAGAUGGCGUCCAUGAUGGACAUCAAGUGCACCGAUAUCAUCAUGUCGAUCUUGGGUAUCUCCAUGGACGAGCCAGAGCUUGCGACCGUCCACAACUCUGCCGCUUACCGCGCCCUCGGCCUCGAGUUUGAGCUGUGGUCGCUCGCACCUCUAGACGUCCUCAACCUCUACUUUUCUCACUUUGACUACCUGCUCUCCAAGUCGCAGUACCGGCGGUACAACCUCCUCCGGACGUUCCAGAAGAGCAACAUUGUGCGCAAGCUGCUAUUUGCCGUCCGUUCGGGACUGUUCGAGGAGGACGCGCUGCCGCCCGCUGUCGCGACGCUGCGACUCGCGCUCGUGUCCCGCUGGAGCGCCGAGGAGUCUAUCAAGCCGAUAUUCGCGUAUCUCGUCUCGGCUCUGUGUCAAAACGUUGCUCCAGCCGAACUCAUUACCACCGCCCAGCCCACCCAAUCCCAGCUCCCAGCCUCGCUCAUUCUGGACAUGAUGGCGGACGUUUUACACAACCAGAAACGUCUGGUCAAGCUCAACAAGUCUCUGUCGCUCCACCGCCUCCUCGUCGUGUUCCUCCAGAGCAACCCUGCUCCCUUUGUCGCGUACCCGUGUCUGGACAUUCUCGCCCACUGCCUCUCGACCCCGGGACUCGAGUCGUUCCAGCGCUCCUUUGAAAGUGAAGGUGGCUUUGCGCUGCUUGCCAAGGUCCUCGCGCCGAUCUGGAACGAUGCCGUGCAGGAGACCAUCUUCCGCAUGGUGUUUGGCGACACUGGACCUGCCGGCGCUUCCCUUGCCUGUCCGCCUGCCAUGCAGUCGCUCAUGACGGCGCUCGACGCGCUCCUCCAGGCCGCGACUGACACUGCCGGCGGAGGAAUGGGCAACUCGAUGUCCCGGUCCAUUGGCUCCAUUCGGUCUCUCGCAAUGACGACCCCUCUGACGGCAGUCGCCCCCGCCCCCGCCGACGACGACGCCGACUCGGACGACGACGCAGGCGAUGACGACCGCCUCGAAAAGCUCCUCAACAAGCUUGCCGCAGUGUACCGCCAGUCCUCGGCGUUCCGCCGUGCCGUCCCUGCGCGCCGUAUCGAGUCCAUGCUCCCGUCCAUGGUCGAUUUCGCCGCCGUGUCGGCCUCGUCGAGCCAGCCCGAACGCGUCGAGGCCCAGCGCGCCGCAGCGGUCAACUGGCUCACUGCGCUUGUCGAUUUGUCCAAGGCUCCAUCGACUGUUAUUGUGCAGCUCCUCGUCGAGCAGCUCAAGGCAUCGUCGACGCUCGGUAUGAGCUCGUCGCAGCUGUCGCUUGCCAGGUCGCCGCCACCGCCGUCCUCGUCUCUCACGCGUCCCUCGCUGCUUGGCACCUCGGUUGGCAGCUUUACGACCACAACGAACAUGACGGGCUCGACCACUAUCCGCCGCCGUCCCUCGACAGACGCCGGUCUCCGUCCUGUUCCUGGAGGCGAUAAGUCGCUGCAGCUGCGUCGCGUGUUGACGGGCGAGUCCAUCUUGCGCGAGGAGCAGGACAAGAACGCCGCUUGGCGAAUGAUCAUCCUGUCAACGGAUGCGCAAAAGUUCGCCACCAUGACCCUCGACCGUAAGGAACACUGGCACCGUCUCUCCGAGGUCGAGUGGCCGCGACAGGUCGCCACCCUCCGCGCCGAGAAUGGUGUGUGGGCCGACCGCAAUGUCCAAGUCACCUGGCGCCUGGACGGCAGCGAGGGUCCUCUGCGUAUGCGUAACCGCCUCGAGCGCGUCGACGUCGUCGCCCACAGCGGACCGCUGCGUGGCCGUAACAAGCUGCGCGACGCCAUUCCGUCCACGGACGAGCUGUCGUCGGCUGUGUCGAGGAUCAACAACGCGCCGUGGGAGGAUCCAUUUGCGCUCGCGCUGGGAGAUGCGGCGCCGAUUGCCGAAGAGGACUCGCCUGUCAUGGCGACCCCCAGCCAGCCCAGCCAACCCACGCCGGCAGAUGGAGAGGACAGCGAUGAGGAUUCCUACGUGGACGUGGACGACUCGUCGAGUAACAAGAUGCGCCUCGUCGCCAAGGCACUUCAGGCAGGCGACGUCGUGGAGGAGGCUCACAACAUUGUGCGCAUUGUGGGCGUCGACGCUCUUCCGGGCUUGCUCAUCCUCGGCUCGCGUAACCUCUACCUCAUCGACGGUCUGGUCCAGACACCCGACGGCAAGGUCGUCGAGGCCGACCAGGCGCCCAAGGACGUGCUCUCCAUUCCGUCCGGCACCCUCGCCGACCUGGACCCGACCGACCAGCGCUCUCACCACUGGCCCUACGCCGACGUCGUGGAGACGAACAAGCGCGCAUUCCUGUUCCGCGACGUCGCCCUCGAGCUCUACUUCUCAGACAAGCAGAAUUUCCUCGUCGUGUUCAAGGACAAGCGCGCGCGCUCGGCCGUCGUGUCCAAGAUGCAGGCCAAGCUCGGGACGGGCGACCCCCUCUCGCGCUCGAUUCUGGGUGCGUUUGUCCUUGACCUCGCGCGCGCGAGUCGCGGCGCCCAGCUCGAGGACAUGACGCGCAGGUGGCAGUCUCGCGAGAUUUCCAACUUUGCCUACUUGCAAAUGCUCAACCAGCACGCCAACCGCACGCCCAACGAUGUCACACAGUAUCCGGUCUUCCCCUGGGUCCUCGCCGACUAUAGUUCCCAGAUCCUCGACCUGACGAGGCAGGGAACGUACCGUGACCUGUCGCUGCCGAUGGGUGCGCUCACGCCUGCGCGCAAGGAAGCAGCAGUGGAGCGUUAUCAGGCGACCGAAGGCGUAGGCGAGACCCCGUUCCACUAUGGAACUCACUACACGUCCUCGAUGAUUGUGUGCGGUUUCAUGAUCCGCGUCUCGCCAUUUACCGAAAUCUUUCUUGCCCUCCAGGGAGGCACGUUUGACCUCGCUGACCGCCUGUUCUCGUCCGUCCCGCGCGCCUGGGACUCGGCGUCACACACGAACCGCGGCGACGUGCGCGAGCUCAUCCCCGAGUUCUUCUACUCGCCCAUGUUCCUGGUCAACCUCAACCACCACGACUUUGGCAAGAAGCAAGUCUCUGGCGAUUCGGUAGACGACGUCGCCCUCCCACCAUGGGCGCUGGACGACCCGCUCCUCUUCGUCCACUGGAACCGCGAGGCCCUCGAGUCUGACUAUGUCUCGCGCCACCUCUCCGAGUGGAUUGACCUCACGUUCGGAUACAAGCAACGCGACGCGGCAAGCUACAACUGUUUCCACCCCUUGUCAUACCGCGGCGCCGUAGACUUGGACCGCAUGAAGGACGAAGGAGAAAAGGCGUCAAGCACGGCUAUUAUUCACAACUUUGGCCAGACGCCGUUCCAGAUCUUCAAAACCCCACACCCCCAGCGCCUGGUUGGCAGUCGCAACUCGCUGCCUGCGGGAGUGCGCUUUGGCGUCGCCGAGCACUGGCAGCUGCUCCUCCGCUCGGCCCUCCCGAUCACAGAGGUUGCGAACCGGAUCCACCACAUUCUCGAGCCGCUGCACGCCGAUGCCAAGCCUGGUGUACAGCAGCAGCACCGUCUCAUCGUACCGGGCCACCAUCAGCUCAGCGUGCAGUACGGCUUUGCCGACCUGUCGCUGCGUCUUUACUUUCAGGACACGACCCACCGGGUGCAAUACGCCGCCUUUGCGUCGCCUACGCUGCUUAUCACCGUCUCGCCGCUCGGCGUUAUCACAGCCUGGCGGUUGAUUGUCAAGGGCAGCGGCGCGCGUCGUGGCGACUCGAGCCUUUCCCGCGAAGCGACACUUCGCGGUGCCCGCAGUGUCACAUGCAUUGCGGUCAGCACGGCUUGGAGUAUCCUCGUCACUGGUUCAGAGGAUGGCACUGCAGCUGUCUGGGAUAUGAACCGCUUGCGCUACACGCGUGCCCUCAAGACGCCUCGGUCGGAUCCGAUCAAGUUUAUGACUGUCAACGAGUCCAACGGACACAUUGUCCUCGCAUCCGAGCGCUACCUGUACAUGUACAGCUUGAACGGCCACCCCAUCGCCGCCACGUCAGUCGACGGCGGGCGCAUGAACUUUCCGUCGUCGCUGGGCAUGGAUGCCGCCGAGGCCGACGUGGGCCCGACCGAGCCCCAGCGCUUCACGGGUGGUCUGUCGUUCCUCAAGCGCGAGUUCCUUCGCUGGGGUGACCUGUUUGUCGUCGGCGUCGGCUCGACCAUUGCGCUCUACCGCUGUGUACCUGGCGUCCGUCGUUUCCAGGACCAAGAAGUCGAGCCGUGGCGUCUGGUCAAGCAGGGCAUACUCGAAGCACUGUACGCGGGCUUCGAGCCUCCAGCCGACGCGGCCAAGCACCACCACAACAAGCACCUUCUUUACCAAUGGUCGCUGCCCGAAGCAGCCCGCCACGUCCCCGACAGCGUUCCCGGCUGCAUGCUCUGCCACACCCGCUUUGGUCUCCUCGAGCCCAGGCGCCAUUGUGGCGGCUGCGGCGGAGCGUUCUGCGGCUCGCACGCACCGCACGUCGAGGGCUUCAACUCGCGCUUCUGUCCCCGCUGCCGCGCGCAACUCGCUGCUGCGGCUGACAUUGGCGUGCUGCAGAGCAGGACCAGCCGCGCCGGAUCGAGGGCCACGAGCAGGACCGUCUCCCGCCGCCCGAGUAUCGUGCUCGAGUCGGCGCCGGUCAAUGCCAGUUCGGGCAUCAGGACGCCCAGGGAGAGGAGCUCGUCGCACGCGAGGGGUGAUACGCCGUCGAGGUCGAGUAGUGCUCUGGCCGGUGCUACGCCUGGUGCUGCCACACUCGCCGCUCCUUCCCAGCCUGGGCUUGACAGGCCGACAACGCCAGUCACACCCCCGCCUCCUGCCACUCCGAGCACGGACGCGUCAGCGGAGUGA
Messenger RNA from Apiotrichum porosum, 7428 nucleotides. RefSeq lists its product as uncharacterized. Bases 1 to 7428 code for a protein of 2475 amino acids. Gene Ontology annotation, molecular function: protein binding; metal ion binding. The record is from RefSeq and is a predicted model, not a curated record. The transcript has 16 exons. NCBI's taxonomy places the organism in Eukaryota, Fungi, Basidiomycota, Tremellomycetes, Trichosporonales, Trichosporonaceae.